AUGACUCUUCGACGUGUCAUCUUUGACGGCUACCGCAAUGUAUCCUUCCUAUCUCUUACACUUGUGACGUCCACAUUCGCCUUGCGGCCAGAGUCGUCCAUCAUACCAACCAUCGCCUUACUCUCAGUCCUCCUACUCUACUCACCAUUUUUGUUCAGGUCUCAUGAUCCGCAAGGGUGGGCCAACAUCACAGCAAUCUUGACGGCGCUUUCCAUCGGCGGAGCAACCUCCCGCGUCCAUGCUUCUCUCGAGGCCUUAUCCUCCCCCAGCCAGUCUUUGACGACUUUAUUCUUCAUAUCUACCUUUCUUUCCAGCCUCUCACUUGGUGCAUUAUAUUGCGGAACGAAGCUUAACACCCGCCUGUCUGGCCCAUGGUCGCAGAUCACCCUUUUCCCAGCCAUAUGGUCGACUCUUUGGUGUACCGUCUCGUACCUCAGUCCGGUAGGACAUUUGUCGACCUGGAGUAUCACAGACAACACGGACGCAUACAGCUGGCUCAUACCGUUCCUCGGUCCGGCCAGCAAGAAUUGGAUCAUAGCAGCAUGGGCAGCCAUUAUUUCCCAGACGCUCGGGGAUUGGUACAUUGGUCCUCAAGAGGAGGAGAACCUCAUCGUGACGUCUCCUGGCGCGAAGAGCGCGUGUCGAGAUAGUUCUUCGUCCAGGAAACUUCUUGCCGCCUUCUUGGUUGCUCUUACCCUUCCAUCCUUUUAUCUUCCUCGCCUACCCCUUCCAGUAUCGACUAUCGACGUGGCAUCGCCAUUGACAGUUGCUUGUGUCGUUCCUCCCUACCAACGCUACAAACACCACUCGCCGACUAUCGAUGAUUAUAUUGAAGAAAGCAAGAAAGUGCGGAGCGCAGCGAAGGUGAUCCUCUGGCCAGAGGGCGCAAUUAUCUUCAAUUCGACUGCCCAGAAAGAGCAGGCUUUUAGUGAAAUUCGAAAGAAAGUCGACGGCCCCUACGUCGGAGUCUCCUUUGAAGAGAUCGUCAGCGAUCCUACCGAUCCAACGGGCAGGCAUGCCCUAACCCGAACUGGCAUUGCUAUUAUUUCACAUUAUAGUCCAGAGCCAUAUCUGCAGUAUUAUAAACGAAACCUGGUGCCGUUUGCUGAAUCAUAUCGCCUGAGGGCCGACAGAUCUCCUCCGGAGAUAUUUGAGCUCCCUUUGGCCCGCCCAGGGGACUAUAUACCGAAACCUGAAUGGUCUUCAGACCCCAACCGUACACGCCCUAUUCCCAUCACGGCUUCCAUUUGCCUCGAUUUUGCCACUCCUUCGCCUUUUGCUGCAUUGGAAUCCCGGCCUGCACUCAUUCUCGCUCCAGCACGAACCUGGGAUCGAACAGUUGGAUAUGCCAUGUGGCUUCAGGCAAAGCAAAGGGCUGAGGAGCUAGGAAGCAUGGUUCUCUGGUGCGACGGCGGUGACGGUGGUGUGAGCGGCAUCGCUGGCCAUGGCUUCAACGAUGUGGCACAAGUUGGAUCUGGCACCUUCAUUCGAACGAUCGGAAUUGAGUACCCAUUCAACACAACUUCAACAUCAUUCGCUCGCUUUGGGGACUCCGCGCUGAUUCUGUUCUGGCUUCUCGUGGUGCCCGGAAGCAUUCUCCGGGGUGGCAGGAGGUUCAGGACCAGCUCGUUCAAUCCUCUCUCGUGGUUCCACGCUAUACGGAGACCGAAACCACAAGCGCAGAGCCAGCCUCAACCAAAUCUGGUCGAUUUGCGUCGGGUAUUUCAUAGGAAACGCCUUUUCUCUCGCGACCCUUCUCCCAAGGACGACUGGAGCGACGACUUCCUGGUAAUCACCCGAGAGGACGCUGAUCUUGAACGCUCGGGAGAAGAAGCUGCUGAUAACAUCCUCACCAUUAGCGCCGGCACUCCCCCCGAGCCUCUCAUUCGACCUCAGGACAGAUCUGUAGGGGAGACGGUCGUCGAAUUUCCUCGAUCAACAGCGAUACCUCAACGUCUUCUGCCUCCGCUGAUCAUUCCAGAUUCUAUCAUCCAUCGAGUCUCAUCCUAUACCGCCAAGACACUCACAGCAUCGGAAAGUUCGCCUACCCCCACAUUCACGGAAUUCACACAUAUCACUUCGAGCUUCCCUUUACCACCCAACCAUAUACCUGUGCCGCGCAAGCCAUUGCCAGAAACACCGGAAACAAGUGAGCACAAGAACCUAUUUGUUGUCGGUAGCCUUGAAUGA
Messenger RNA from Cyclocybe aegerita, 2190 nucleotides. NCBI's taxonomy places the organism in Eukaryota, Fungi, Basidiomycota, Agaricomycetes, Agaricales, Hemipholiotaceae. The record is from the annotation of a GenBank genome assembly.